AUGGCAGCAGACGUGCCAGUGAAUCUCGAGGUGGUCAAUUCAUGUUGUGCUGCGUGGAAAAAGAAGUACUCAAAGAUUGAAAACAGACGAAAAGCUCUGCGGGAAGCUGUGGACGUCCUUACGAAAGCAUAUGAUCAAGAGAAAGCUCGAGCAGAUAUUGAGAAAGGGGAGAAAGAGAAAGAAUCUUCCAUUAGGAUGUCUUUGGAGAAUGAAAUUUCUGGGUUGAAAUCUGAGAUAUAUUCUCUAAAGCAGAGAGGAAAUGCAGAUGCUCAAAAUAGAAAUGAAGUAAACCUUCUUAAAGCUCAAGUUUCUGACUGCGAAAAAGAAAUUAAUCGUCUCAAAGACCUAAUUGAGAGAGAGAAGAAAAGGGCAGAGUCAGAAAGUAAGAAUGCAGAAGUGGAGAAGAAAAAGGCUUGCGAAGCACACAAAGUUGCUAAAGCUGAAAAAAGUAAGGCUGAUGAAGAAAGGAAGCGCGCCAAUACUGAAAAAGAGAAGGCUGAUAAUUAUGGGCUUCAGUUGGAGGUAUUGAAGAAAGAAGCGCAUAAAGCAAGUUCUAAUUUGGCCUCUGAAACAUUGAAGCUUGUUGAGGCAAACAAAAAGCUUGAAGCAGAAAAACAGAAGGUGGUCAAGGAGAGAGAAUGUGCAAAUUCAGCGGUGGUGAAAGCAGAGGAGCAAAACAAGUUUGCAGAAGUGAAUAGGAAGAAGAGUAUAGAAGAAAAAAGUCGCGCCGAACGUUUGUCUCUGGAAUUGGUAGGAGUAGGAAAAGGAUUGAUGAGUUACAGAAAGAGUUAA
Molecule: messenger RNA, 792 nt
Organism: Prunus armeniaca (apricot)
Lineage: Eukaryota; Viridiplantae; Streptophyta; Magnoliopsida; Rosales; Rosaceae
Source: the annotation of a GenBank genome assembly